AUGAACUUCAGUGCAGAACCCUGUGACAAUUUCUACGAGUACGCCUGUGGCAACCAUCGGCAUCUGGAACUGUACCGAUACUCCCGAUUUAACAACUUAGGCGACAUGGGCUACGAACUAGAUGAGAUGGCGAAGGAACUGUUGGGCAGAAUGGAUCUGGCGGAGUCACUGAAUGUUUCGACCGAACUAAGGGUGGCCCAACGAUUCUACAACGCCUGCCUGGCGGCUGAUCUCCAUCCCUUUCCCGCUGCCGAUCCCAAUUACCUGCGGCUCAUUCGGUCGAUCGGGGGUUUUCCCGCUGUCGAUGGUGCAGCCUGGAAUUCCUCCGACUUCAACUGGGUCAACAUGAGCGCCCAUCUGAGCAAUUACGGGGCCAGGGGUCUCAUCCACGAGGCGAUAUCAGGCUUACAGGGAGAUAAGCCGGUCCUGACUCUGGCGGAACUUGGUUUUGACUCCAUUGGUCAGGAGAGAAAUAUUAAGCGAAGGAACUCUUCCCGCCUCCACAAACGAAAUGAGAAGCGCAUGCGCGGAUAUCUCAGGUCCUUUAAUCUGCCUGAGAAUAAGAUUGCAGAAGUGAUCGAAGGUGUUUUUGCAUUUUGGCGUGAGGCAAAAGAGGCGAUGAGAAGUACAAAUUAUGAUCACUUCGUUAUAAACGACGAUAUUACCAGUUAUUCCAAGAUAGCAUUGGACAAGGACGAGGAGCAAAGGUCUCACAGUCACGGCUUCGAGGAAUUCGACAAAGUCUGUGCCCGACACUCUGAGGCUGUGGCUAAUUAUCUGGCCAUGCAGCUACUCUACACAUUCGAUGCUAAUCUGCAGGAUAUCAAGUACCAAAAGGAUUAUUGUGCUGCAACGAUGCGAUCCUCCAUGUGGCUCCUGUUCAAAAAACUCUAUUUGGCAGAGAACUUUACUGGGGAAAAAAGGUUGGAAUUGUCUGAAAUUGUGCAGGAAGUUCGGAACAGCUGGCGAAAGUUGUUCGAGAAAGUGGAUUGGUUGGACUUGGAUACUCGACGGAAGACGCUGCUCAAGAAAUCCUCCUUACCGACACUCUUGGGCUCGAGCGAAUACAACUUACUUACCGAUCGAUUAAUCCAGGAGAUUCGUCGCUUGGAAGUAGUCGACGAUAAUUACGCUGCGACAAUUAUAAAUUUGAUGCGUCUCAAAGUGGACAUACAUCGAUUUAGCAGCCGCCACUCUACGGAGCAGUCUAGCGUCACUGAUGCACAGGAGGCGAUGUUUGGAAUGAAUACCAACUUUAUCAUCUUUGCCGGCAACCUUCAUCCACCCGUUUACCACCACUCUUGGCCGGAUUCGCUGAAAUUCGGUACUUUGGGCUUUAAGAUUGGCCAGCAUCUCACCAUUUCACUGCUUUGGCAUUGGCACAAGGGCUUUGAUCUGAUAUUUAAGAAGCGUAGAGAGUGCCUGAAUACCUUCAUUAAACACCUGCCAAAGAAAAUAUAUCGCCAAUUCAGUGUACUUACCGACAACGGUGGAUUGAAGCAGGCAUUUGAGGCCUAUCGCAGUCACAGAAGGCAGCUUCUGGAGAAUCCUGAACAGAAAGUGACCAGCGAGGAGAUGCCGGAACUCGACCUCUUGCCAGAACAACUCUUCUUUUUGGGAUACGCUCAGCUGGCUUGCUACGGUGACAAUACCCACUGGGAUCGCCGAAAAAGAAACCUGGUUAUGAGUGCCCUGUCCAACAGCGAGGACUUCAUGCAGGCCUUCAACUGUCCCGUGGGAAGUGGAAUGCGUCCUGCGGAGAAAACUUGCCACCUCUGGUAA
This is a messenger RNA of Drosophila takahashii, 1782 nucleotides long. RefSeq names its product neprilysin-1-like. Lineage: Eukaryota; Metazoa; Arthropoda; Insecta; Diptera; Drosophilidae. Gene Ontology annotation, biological process: proteolysis. The record is from RefSeq and is a predicted model, not a curated record. Gene Ontology annotation, cellular component: plasma membrane. Gene Ontology annotation, molecular function: metalloendopeptidase activity.